UUCUCAGCUUGUUGCUAAACUAAGGCCAAUGGUGGCUACAUCACGGCAGGAUGGAAACGGUGUACCCGAAGCUGCUUGCAUGGCUUGAAAGAGGGACGUCACUUUCACGGAAGCAAUGUAGAAACAAAUAACAAUUUAUGAAUGUUGUCUGGGUGAAAAAAGAGCACCGGCACCGGCAGGCACAGACACACACACACUCGCAGGUUAAACCCAGGGGUCACAAUGAGAAGGCUGUACCUGAUCGAGCCCGUGGUGGGGGUGUACGCCUUCGCCAUGUUCAUGACCUACCCGCUACUGCAGCAGUACAUCUACAGACGCCUGUGGACCCAGCUCACCGGCACCCCCUACCCCAGCAGCCAGAACUUCUCUCACUGUGAAGACGACAACAGCAGCCUGAGCAGACAACAUGACGCCGUGCAGAGGGAGGCGUCCCUCUUCUUCCUGUACAGCGAGCUCUGUUUCCUGUUCCCCAGCCUGGUCAUGUCCUUGCUGCUGGUCUCCUACAGCGACCACUGCGGCCGCAAGGUCGCCAUCGUCCUCCCGCUGGUGGGCGACCUCCUCUUCGCCCUCUCCUACUUCCUGGUCAGCCACUUCUCGCUGAGCCUCAACCUCCUGCUGGGGGCGUCCUUCCUGACGGGGCUGCUGGGGGGCCCCACCUCCCUGAUCGGGGGCUGCUUCGCGUACCUGGCGGACCGCUGCAGCGAGGGGCGGAAGACGGUGCGUAUGGCGCUGCUGGACAUGCUGCUGGGCCUGCUCUCAGGGCUGGCCUCGCUCUGCACCGGCUUCUUCAUCCGGGCGGCGGGCUUCACCUGGCCCUUCCUGACCGCCGCCCUCCUGCACUUCCUCAACCUGGCCUACGUGCUCUGCGUGCUCCGGGAGACGGUGGAGCCGGGGGGCCCCGCGGCGGGUCCCGGAGGGCCCACCUGGGAGGCGGUGCGGCGGCGCUUCCAGGGCGCGUACCUGCUGUUCGCGGCGUCCCCGCAGCGCCGGCGUGCGCUGCUCAUCCUAACCCUGCUGGCCUUCGCCUUCUACAAGGUGUCCAAGCUGGGCGGCAUGUCCAUCUUCAUCCUGUACGAGCUGAACGCGCCACUGUGCUGGAGCGAGCUGCUGGUGGGCUACGGCUCGGCGCUCUCCACCGCCAUCUACAUGGGCAGCUUCGCCGGGGUCUACGUCCUGUCCCGCUGCCUGCGCGACGCCUACAUCGUCCUCUUCGGCCUGCUGUCCGUCACUGCCGGCAUGAUCGUGGCCGCCUUCGCCAAGACCACCUUGACGAUGUUCCUGGUGCGGCUGCCCCUGCUCUUCUCCAUCAUGCCCACCCCAGUGCUGCGAUCUAUGAUGUCCAAAAUGGUGCGCAGCUCUGAACAGGGGGCAGUGUUUGCGUGCGUGGCCUUCGUGGAGAUGCUGAGUGUGGGCGUGGCCUUCACGGUGUUCAGCAGCACCUACGCCGCCACCGUCUCCUGGUUCUCAGGUUUCAGCUUCCUGCUGGCGUCUGGCCUGACGCUCAUUCCCAUGGCUCUGAUUGGGUGA
Messenger RNA from Megalops cyprinoides (Indo-Pacific tarpon), 1527 nucleotides. RefSeq names its product solute carrier family 46 member 3. The transcript has 5 exons. Bases 223 to 1527 code for a protein of 434 amino acids. Gene Ontology annotation, molecular function: transmembrane transporter activity. NCBI's taxonomy places the organism in Eukaryota, Metazoa, Chordata, Actinopteri, Elopiformes, Megalopidae. The record is from RefSeq and is a predicted model, not a curated record. Gene Ontology annotation, biological process: vacuolar transmembrane transport. Gene Ontology annotation, cellular component: lysosomal membrane.